This is a messenger RNA of Etheostoma cragini (Arkansas darter), 1598 nucleotides long. RefSeq names its product 60S ribosomal protein L3-like. Gene Ontology annotation, cellular component: ribosome; cytosolic large ribosomal subunit. Gene Ontology annotation, molecular function: structural constituent of ribosome; RNA binding. The transcript has 11 exons. The record is from RefSeq and is a predicted model, not a curated record. Gene Ontology annotation, biological process: translation; ribosomal large subunit assembly. Bases 263 to 1489 code for a protein of 408 amino acids. NCBI's taxonomy places the organism in Eukaryota, Metazoa, Chordata, Actinopteri, Perciformes, Percidae.
CUUUCCUUUUUCUCUCCUUUCUUGGCCAUGUGGUUCCUGUCUACCGAGCCUCCCCACCACCUCAGACCUCUGAGUUUACCCACUUCCCUCCUCCUUACUCCUCACGUCAGAACUUGGCAGAGAUUGCCUUGUUGGAAAGCCAAUACGUCUCCUCAACUGGGCCAAACACCAAAUUAGAGCCCCUACACUCUGUAUCAUCUUAAAUGACCCUUACAUCAGCACUGGUCCCUCUCUCUUUCUAUCGACUGGACAGUGAGCAGACAUGUCUCAUCGUAAAUUCCACGCACCCCGCCAUGGACACAUGGGGUUCCUGCCCCACAAGCGUUCCAAGAAGCAUAGGGGCAAGGUGCGCACGUGGCCUAAAGACGACCCCAGCCAUCCUGUCCACCUUACUGCCUUCCUGGGAUACAAGGCUGGCAUGACCCACACACUGAGGGACAUGCACCGCACUGGCCUCAAGCAAGCAAAGCGAGAGGAAGUAGAGGCGGUUACCAUCAUUGACACCCCUCCAGUCAUUGUGGUGGGGGUAGUGGGAUACAUUGAGACUGUCCGUGGCUUGCGUUCCUUCAAAACCAUCUUUGCUGAGCACCUCAGUGACGAUUGCAAGCGCAGAUUUUAUAAAAACUGGUACAAGAGCAAGAAGAAGGCCUUCACCAAGUACAGUAAGAAGUGGCAGGAUGAGACAGGAAAGAAACAACUGGACAAGGAUUUUGCUCAGAUGAAGAAAUACUGUUCAGUAAUCAGGGUUAUUGUUCACUCUCAGGUGCGGUUGCUGCCCAUACCGCAGAAAAAGGCCCACAUCGCAGAGGUGCAGCUAAACGGGGGAAGCAUCUCAGACAAGGUGGACUGGGCUAAGGAGCGCCUGGAGCAAGCUGUGCCUAUCUCUGCCGUCUUCUACCAGGAUGAGAUGAUUGACAUCAUUGGAGUCACCAAGGGUCGUGGCUUCAAAGGUGUUACUAGCCGUUGGCACACAAAGAAGCUUCCCAGGAAGACUCACAAAGGUCUUCGGAAGGUGGCCUGCAUUGGAGCCUGGCAUCCGGCCCGUGUGGCGUACACUGAAGCUCGUGCUGGUCAAAAGGGCUAUCAUCACCGCACUGAGCUCAACAAGAAGAUCUACCGCAUUGGUAGGGCUGUGCACGUCCAGGAUGGAAAGGUGAUCUGCAACAACGCCUCCACUAGCUACGACACCAGCCAGAAGUCCAUCACGCCCAUGGGAGGCUUCCCCCACUAUGGUGACGUGAAUAAUGACUUUGUCAUGGUGAAGGGCUGCGUGGUCGGUCCAAAGAAACGUGUCCUUACCCUCAGAAAAUCUUUGCUCGUGCACACAUCUCGCAAGUCCAAGGAGACCAUCGAGCUCAAGUUCAUUGACACCACUUCCAAAUUUGGUCAUGGCCGCUUCCAAACUGCCCAGGAGAAGAGGGCAUUUAUGGGGCCAUUGAAGAAGGAUGCUCUGAAAACACUGCCAAAGCCUCUGACUGAGGAGGCCUGAAAAGGAUUCUCAUAUCUCAAUUCCCCUACAAUGGGUUUCAAAUACACUGUAUUUUAUGCCAUGUGUAAAUUGUCACUUGUGAUACAUAAAUGCAGUUUGAUUCCACAGU